Phaethon lepturus (White-tailed tropicbird) is the source of this 1312-nucleotide messenger RNA. RefSeq names its product ST6 beta-galactosamide alpha-2,6-sialyltranferase 2 (gene ST6GAL2). The record is from RefSeq and is a predicted model, not a curated record. Gene Ontology annotation, molecular function: sialyltransferase activity. Lineage: Eukaryota; Metazoa; Chordata; Aves; Phaethontiformes; Phaethontidae.
AUGAAACCUAACUUGAAGCAAUGGAAACAACUCAUGCUGUUCGGGAUCUUCGCAUGGGGUCUGCUUUUUCUGGUGAUAUUCAUCUAUUUUACAGAUAGCAACACUGUUUUUUUUUGUUCCUUUUCAUACAUUGAAACUAAGAGGCUUCUGCCCCUUCAGGGCAAGCAGAGAGUCAUCAUGGGAGCCAUACACGAUCCAUCAUUCUCUGAAACCAUUGAUGGGAAUGAGGUACUUCUUAAUGAAGAUCUCUUAGGUACAUUUAAAUCGGGGACGGGAAGUAUUAAGAAAUGGACGGAUGUGGAAGAUGCCUUUAGAAGUGAAGAUGAGUUUUUUCCAUCCCAGAUAGGAAGAAAAUCAAAAAGCGCUUUCUACCAAGUGAAUGACGAUUAUUUAUUUGCUGCUGGUCAGCCUCGGUCACACAACCAUCUUCAACAAAUAGCAAAAUUCAUCUCAGCCGAUGAGGAUAAUCCAAAAGUAAAUAUUUUACACAACAACUGGAGCCACCAGAGAAGAAUGAGGAGAAGGAGCACAAAGCACCGGAGAAGCCAGAUGCUUGAUGAAUCUGAUGACUGGGAUGGGCUAUAUUCCACAAUGUCGAAAUCCUUUCUUUACAAGCUUUGGAAAGGGGAUGUCUCUUCCAAGAUGCUAAACCCUCGACUGCAGAAGGCGAUGAAAGAUUAUUUGAGCACCAAUAAGCAUGGGGUGCGGUUCAAGGGGAAACGAAACUCCAAGUUGACAGGAGACCAGCUAUUCUGCGAGCUAAAAGAAAGGGUGAAUGUGAAAACAAUAGAUGGCAAGGAGGCUCCCUUCUCCACUCUUGGAUGGGAAAAGCACGUUCCCCAAAUUCCACUGGGCAAAUUGUAUACACAUGGCUUUGGAAGCUGUGCCGUAGUUAUGUCUGCUGGUGCAAUACUGAAUUCUUCUCUAGGGGAUGAAAUAGAUUCUCAUGAUGCUGUUCUAAGAUUUAAUUCUGCUCCAACACAUGGCUAUGAAAAAGAUGUUGGAAAUAAAACAACUAUGAGGAUCAUUAACUCUCAGAUUCUCACCAACCCAAACCAUCAUUUUGUUGACAGCUCCUUGUACAAGGAUGUUAUCUUAGUAGCCUGGGAUCCUGCCCCCUACUCUGCAAACCUGAACUGGUAUAAGAAGCCAGACUACAAUCUGUUCACUCCCUACAUACAGCAUCGCAGGAAGAAUCCAAACCAGCCAUUUUACAUUCUCCAUCCAAAGUUUAUAUGGCAGCUCUGGGACAUCAUUCAGGAGAACACUAAAGAGAAGAUACAGCCCAACCCUCCUUCUUCAGGUUUUAUUG